CCAAAGAAAAUCUGAAGUGUGUGUAUAUGACUGUAUUUGUUUUUCUGGCUGUGAAGUGUUCUACUUCAGUGCAAUAAUAUUUUUCGAAGAUAUGAAAAUUGUGGGAACACACAUACUUUAUUGACAUGACGUGGCAGAUGUUUAUAACGGAUAUUAUUAAAUAAACAGAGAGCUCGAUUUUCAGGGAAAGUAAACAUGACGUACGGCCGCCAACUACGGUCUUCUGCUGUGAAUGUGCAAUAUAAAUCCUCCUUUUACCACACUUCCCGUACUUUGCCUGAUAUUUUAGAGAGGUGACUGCAGUGUUUCCGUAAUACAUAUACCAACAGCCUCUUCAUGAGCGACAAGCAGAAACUUCUAAAUACUGGACGUUUGUUCGAAAACCAAUGGGAAAUUGUUUCUCUUGCUUCAAGGACCCUCCGCCUCCAGUUCCGUCCACAAACGGUCCCCUGGAGAAAGACAAGGAAGAGAUCAAGGAACUGACGGGAGUCCUUAACUCAGCUGAAGAUAUUAAUUGCUCUCCUUUGGGUACUGUGGAAACACAAAUUAAUGGCAACAGCAAAGGAGCAGGCAUUCCCAGCUUUGUCGUUGGAAGUGAUAAUUAUGGCAGCUUGCACCGUGACAAAACAACUCGGACAUUUUACCCUCGUAUUCCACCUUUGAGUCGCACAUCUGGACUUUCAAGUAGUGAAACAAAAGGAAGGGAACCUUCAGAGUCAAAGCUUAAUGUCCUCUUUGACCAGUAUAGAGACAGCAAUGAGGAUUCUAUUCUAGCUGAUGGAAUUGAGCGACUUUGCAAUGAUCUCUCUGUCUCGCCAGAUGAUUUUAAAGUGCUGGUGCUUGCAUGGCGUCUAAAUGCUGAGCAAAUGUGCCGAUUUACCAGAUCUGAAUUUGUGAAUGGAUGUCGUGCAAUGCGAGUGGACUCUGUACGUGCUAUUCAAGCAAAACUCCCAGAAUUGGUUGCUGAUGUUCUGAAGGACCCUGAAAUGUUCAAAGAUUUGUACCGCUUUACGUUCAGAUUUGGCCUAGAUGCAGAGUCAGGUCAGCGUAUAUUACCGUCCGAUAUGGCCAUUUGUCUGUGGCGUUUGGUGUUCUCUGCCUGCGAGCCACCGAUUCUUUCGCGGUGGCUUUUCUUUUUAGAAAAUCAUCCCCAUGUGAGAGGAAUUCCUCGAGACACUUGGAAUAUGUUUCUUAAUUUCUCAGAAGCUGUGGGUGAUGACCUCAGUUCAUAUGACGACACUGAGGCUUGGCCAAGUCUCUUUGAUGAUUUUGUUGAAUUUGAAAAUGAUAAACUGAAUCAGAAUAUAUCGAAAGAUAAAGAAGAAAUAAUUAAACAAGACUGUGAAUAAGCAAGUAACUUGUUUUAUUACUGAAAACUUUGGAUUAUUUUUUUAUUAAUUUAUCACAUGUAAGACUGAUGUUUGCUUAGGAUGCCAUGC
Molecule: messenger RNA, 1439 nt
Organism: Schistocerca piceifrons (Central American locust)
Lineage: Eukaryota; Metazoa; Arthropoda; Insecta; Orthoptera; Acrididae
Gene: SCCRO3
Product: DCN1-like protein 3
Exons: 3
Coding region: 387-1349 (320 amino acids)
Biological process (GO): protein neddylation; positive regulation of ubiquitin-protein transferase activity
Cellular component (GO): ubiquitin ligase complex
Molecular function (GO): cullin family protein binding; ubiquitin-like protein binding; ubiquitin conjugating enzyme binding
Source: RefSeq, a predicted model, not a curated record